AUGUCCUCCAUAUCGGCCCUCUUCCUCCUGGACAGCAAGGGGAAGCCAGUGCUGUCGCGGGACUACAGGGGCGACAUUCCCCUGAGGGCCGUGGACAGGUUCAUCACCAAGCUGAAUGAGGUGGAGGAGACGGGGAAGUCCAGCCCUGUGCUGGUGGACGAUGGCACCUGCUUCGUGUUCGUGCAGUAUAGUAACCUGUACCUCCUGGCCAUGUCGCGCACCAACGUGAACGCCGCCGCCAUCCUGGUGUUCCUGCACAAGCUAAUCGAGAUCUUCAAGCAGUACUUCACGGAGUUGGAGGAGGAGUCCCUGCGGGACAACUUUGUCAUCGCCUAUGAGCUCCUGGAUGAGGUAAUGGACUACGGCUACCCUCAGUUCACAGAGGGCAAGAUCCUCUCUGAGUACAUCAAGACCGACGCCCAUAAGCUCGCGAUCCAGCCCCGGCCCCCCAUGGCGGUGACCAACGCGGUGUCGUGGCGCACGGAGGGCCUGGUGUAUAAGAAGAACGAGGUGUUCCUGGACGUGGUGGAGGCGGUGAACCUGCUGGUCAACUCCAACGGCUCGGUGGUCCGCAGCGAGGUGGUUGGCGCGCUGAAGAUGCGCACCUACCUCUCCGGCAUGCCAGAGUGCAAGCUGGGCCUGAACGACAAGGUUUUGUUCGACGUGCAGGGCCGGUCUGGCCGCCAGAAGGCCGUGGACCUGGAGGACAUCAAGUUUCACCAGUGCGUCAGGCUGGCAAACUUCGAGCGGGACCGGACCAUCUCCUUCAUCCCCCCAGACGGCGCCUUUGACCUCAUGACGUAUCGUCUGAGCCAGAACGUGAAGCCCCUGAUCUGGGUGGAGUGCGCCGUGGAGCGUCACUCGCGCAGCCGCACCGAGUACCUGGUCAAGGCCCGGUCCCAGUUCAAGGAGCGCAGCGCCGCGACCUCCGUGGAGAUCUCCCUGCCCAUCCCCGCCGACGCUAUCAGCCCCACCUUCCGCACCAGCCAGGGGUCUGCCGUGUAUGUUCCCGAAAGGGAUGCGCUGGUGUGGAAGAUCAAGAACUUCCCGGGGGGGAGGGAGUUCCUGCUGCGCUGCAAGUUUGGCCUGCCCUCAGUGGCGGCCGAGGACGAGUCCCAGGGAAGGAUGCCCCCCAUCAAGGUCAAGUUCGAGGUGCGGUACCUGAAGGUGAUCGAGAGGAGCGGGUACCAGGCCCUGCCCUGGGUCAGGUACAUCACCACCGCCGGCGACUACGAGAUCCGCAGCCAGGGCCCCAAGCCCACGCUCUGA
Molecule: messenger RNA, 1269 nt
Organism: Auxenochlorella protothecoides
Lineage: Eukaryota; Viridiplantae; Chlorophyta; Trebouxiophyceae; Chlorellales; Chlorellaceae
Product: AP-1 complex subunit mu-1-I
Exons: 9
Coding region: 1-1269 (422 amino acids)
Biological process (GO): intracellular protein transport; vesicle-mediated transport
Cellular component (GO): clathrin adaptor complex; cytoplasmic vesicle
Source: RefSeq, a predicted model, not a curated record